Messenger RNA from Xenia sp. Carnegie-2017, 4651 nucleotides. Its product is annotated as EH domain-binding protein 1-like. Gene Ontology annotation, molecular function: protein binding. The transcript is spliced from 24 exons. The coding region runs from base 143 to 4201 and encodes 1352 amino acids. The record is from RefSeq and is a predicted model, not a curated record. NCBI's taxonomy places the organism in Eukaryota, Metazoa, Cnidaria, Anthozoa, Malacalcyonacea, Xeniidae.
CCCCCACAUGUCAGUCCGUGUAAUAACAUCUUCAUGAUUCAUUUAUGAUAUCUUUGUCACCGUGGAAAGUCUUCGAUAUGUGGUUUAAAAUGUACUUCGAAUUUGACUAAUUCAGAGUUCAGAACCCUGUUGAAGGAGCAAUAUGACAUCCGUUUGGAAGCGAAUACAACGAGUCGGCAAACGAGCCUCGAAAUUUCAGUUCAUCGCUUCCUAUCAGACACUCACGUUAGAGUGUUGUCGUGAUGGGAAAUGGCAACCAAACAAGCUUAGUGUAUUAUGGACAAGAAGAAACAGACGAAAAGCUGUUAAGCCAGAAACAUGGCAACCGAGUAUUGCAAAUCCAUUUCGAGGUAUGAUUGUCUGGACUGACCCAGAAGAAGUAGAGAUCAGUGUGACAUUAUACAAAGAUGCCAGAGAAGGAAGUCCUUACGAAGAUAAACUAUGGACGUUUGUUAUUGAAGACGAAUCCAUUAACGGAAAGCGGCGACCUGUUGCCAGUGUUUCGGUGAACAUGGCGGACUAUCAUAGCAUAGAUCUUCAGACGUUUUGUCUGAACCUUCCCCUUCGACCUGCUUCAAAAAAAGUUGUCUCGGCUUCAUUGGAACUUAAUCUUGCCUGCGUUCUUCUCAAGGAAGGAAAUGCAACAGAUGAAGAUAUGAUAAGCAUGAGCAGUCUACUCAGUUUGAACGAUCCUUAUGGCUCCAGCGACUUAGACACGGGAAGGAACUUCAAACGAAAUGCGGGAAAACGUCUUUCCCUGCGAUCAGUUAAGACACACAACAAACCAACGUUCAACAUGUCUACGAGCUCAGACCACAAUAAACAAGCAAGGAAAAGUUUCAGAGACAAGAGCAAGCGAGGAAAGAAUGAACUCCUCAAUAAAUCAUUUCCUUUAACCAAUCACGUUGUCCCAAAUGGUCUGAAUAUUGCUACGAGCACGAGUGAUACAUGUGAACAGACCGCUGACACGCAAACUAGACCCACCGUGAAAAAGAGAAAGAGCGAGGAAAAAAUGUCUCGUGCCGAGGAAAGUUUAUUGAAAUGGUGUCAGGAUUGUGUUGCGUCAUACGAGAAUGUUGAAGUCAUAGACAUGACGUCAUCAUGGAAAAAUGGUUUGGCAUUCUGUGCCAUUGUGCAUUAUUUUCAUCCUAAUAUGAUAGAUUUUGCGAAUUUGAAGGCUGAUGACAUCAGGGAAAACAAUAGACUCGCUUUUGAGGCGUUUGAGUAUCUUGGUAUAUCAAGGAUGUUAGAUCCAAAUCAAAUGGUUUUAUCAACCAUUCCUGAUAAACUUCUCAUUAUGACAUAUUUACAUCAAAUUAAAGAAUUCUUUACGAAAAGGACGACGUCACGUGAGCGUGCCGAAAAGACGGAUGACGACAAAGUUUCCAUGGCUGCGAUAGCCGAGGCUGAGCGAAAACUAAGACUGAAUACUGCGUCAUUGUUAAAAGAUAUGGAGAAAGAUGAUUUUGCCAUUAAGGAUGAGUAUAGCAAAAAGGUGGAUGAGCCGGUUGAUAAAACGGAAGCCUUAGAAGUUGUUGAAACGGAUUCAGUAGAAGUUGAAAAAAUGGAUAUCUUAGACUCUAACAAAACAGAUACGUUAAAGCUUGACGAAAAAUAUACCUUUGAUAAUAGAUCAAAUAACGUUGAUAAAACGAAGAAGUUAGUUGUGAGUAAAACGGAUACCUCAAAUGAUAGAACGGUUGACUCGGGAGAUGAUCAAGUUCGUGCUCAAAAUAAUAGCCAGCAAAAACUAGAGUACGAGGCCAAUCCUGGUUUUAAUCCAUUCGACGAAGAUGAUCACAUCACUCAGAGUGACGUUAAGGCCGUGGAAGACAGACGUGUGGACAAUAAAUUAAAUGAUAAAAUACCAGCAGAAACGCGUGAAAAGGAUUGGAAUAAGGAGAAAAGUAUUUUCAGUGAAAAUAAAUUGGAAGAUUCUCAAGAAAACGACAACGUUUCUUUACAGAAUCCAAAGCCACAAAGAAAAGAAAUAUCCUCUAAAAAUCUUGACGAAAAUACAACUAGGGAGAAUAAGAUCCACCACGAAGAUCCGUGGCGUCGUGAGGAGAGUGCAGAGACUGGGAAACAAGUCUCUAGUCCAAAAGGAAAGCUUGGUGUGAAGAACAGUAAUCCUGUUCAACAAGUGUAUUUUGCUAAGCCUGGGUACAACCCUUUCCUGGACGAUGAUGGGGAUCAAAAAGUCCUGGAAACAAAUAUAAAUGAUAGACAUGAUGCGGUCGCUGGGAGCAAAGGAAAUACGUCCGAGGCUGGAAAGCAAGGUUCUUUGAAUCCUUUUGACGAGGAUUAUGUUGAUGAUGAAGAGACUGUUGUCAGCGAUAUUGAUAGUGUUUUAACUAGGACUACAAAAAAGCGAAGUUUAAACCCUUUUGACGAUGACUACGAGGAGCCAUUCGAGACAAAUAUAGACGAUGACGCGAAAGAAGAAGGGACUGUAAAAGUUUCAGAUACUAACAGGGAACUGGGAACGAAUGAAACCUCUAGCAAUAGGGAAAGUAUGAACAAUGUAAAGUCUCCUGAUCAUGGCGAACAACUAACCAAUACAGCUAAGUCCCCUUUAACGGCAAAUUUGACAGAGGUUCGUGUGACGGAAGAAGGGCUGGAGUCAGAAAACAUGGAUUGUCAUGAGAAAUCUACACCCUCUCGCGGGCUGAACAGUGAACCCACGUCUCCACGUAUGAGGAUACCGUCAUUUGAAGAAUGGAAAGCAAAGAAAUCUGACGAGGCGGCCAAACAAGAUGCCAGACAAGCUCAAGUUCGUCAAAUGAUAAAAGAGGCAAGGGCAAAGUCCGUUCGUGCGCAGAACAAUUCGAACCCAAACCAAGAAGGCAUGGACAAAACAUCCGCGAGUGGCGUCACUACGUCUAGUCCCAGUCUUCCAAGGUUAUAUUCUUCCAAGAAAUACAAGGCUCCGGAGCCUCCUAAGGCUGGAGCCCAAAGAAAUUUGACGCCUAAAUUAAAGGAGGAGAUAGAUGCACAGAGGAAAAUGAGCGAGAAAACACGAAAGACGCUGGAGACAUCCCGUAUAAAAAGAGUCAAUCCAAGACAAGAGAACGUGUCCGAAGUUGAAGCGAAAAGCGAGAGACGUGAGAAGAUUGAACAAGUGAUUCGUGAAGCCAGGGAUAAAAACUCGCACUCCCCGGCGACAUCUCCCCCCGUCGGUGAAGAUGGAAGCGUCGUGAUUAGCCCGCCAAAACCACCUCGUUUGUAUGCGUACAGGAAUAAGCUUGAUGGAUGCGAAGAGCCUCGAGAGCCUGGUACGCUGGAUAGCGAGGCGCCAGGAAGUGAAAGUGAAACGAAAGAAAAGAGUGCGGAACAGAACAACAAAGACCUACAAGAAAGUGAAGAGAAUUCUUUACAUCAAAAUCCGUUCAAGUUAACUUUCAAAAAGAAAGAACCCGUUCCACAAGCUGUCGUGAAACCUUUAGCUGCAGGUAAUGUUCGUGAGACGAAGAUCGAUUUGAAGAAAUACAGUGUGAAGACUCGUGGCGUCGCUGAUAUUGAAAAUACAGAAAAUAGCGUGACGCUGUCCUCCGCUACGCUUCCAAGCAGUCAAGAAUCGCUUUCGGAGCGUGGCCGUUCUUCUGAAGAAGAUGUCAAUAAUAUUUUGGAUAAUGUGGAGACAACGUCAGAAAAUGAAGAAAAAAGUGACGAAGAAUUAUAUGACAACGGCGAUGACGAAGAGGGAUUUCAAGAUACAUCUCAGUACGUUGAGCACGAGAUUGCCGUGUUGGAAGAGGAUCGCGCUGCCUUAGAUCGCGUGGCCGUAAAACUCGAGAAAGAAUUGAGAGAAGUCAUGAAUACGGAAGAUUGUAAAGAUGAAGAACAGAGACUGUUUCAAGAAUGGUUUUUGCUUGUUAACAAGCGAAACGAAAUUGUUCGAAGGCAGACCGAGCUGAGCAUUCUAGAAAAAGAAGAAGAUUUGGAGAAGCGAUUUGAGUUGUUAAACAGAGAACUGCGAUUUUUAAUGACUGACAAGCUUCGAGAAAAAACCGCCCAUGAGAAAAAACGCGAGGAACUUCUCCUUGCAGAAUUGGUUCGUCUGGUCAACAAACGCGAUGAAUUAGUUCGAAUCGAGGAUUCUCAAAUACAGGAGGCUGAGAAAGUCGCACGGCACGUUGAACAUGUUGUGAGAAAUACAAAGAUUCCCAAGAAACAGCCGGCUGAUUGUUGUAUUCAAUGAUACAGUCAGAAAUAUAUGUGAAUAUAAUAACAUUAAAACCGCUGAAGAUUUUGAAACGAGAAAAUUCUUCAAUGCAGUGUGAUGGCUUUACGAUGUACUUUAUGCUAUAUUGAUGAGUUUUUUGUUGUCAAAAUUUUGUAUUGAGGUAGGAAUUCUCCUUUUUAUUAACUUGGAAAAAAUCUAACGAGUUUCAUUUCUGACUAUUUUCGAUACGAGCAAAUAAUGAGAGGGUACUUAGUCAAGUUAUUUAAAAAGAAAGAAUAUAUAUAUAUAUAUAUUAUACAUAGAUAAAUUAAAAUGUUGCAAAAAAAUUUGUUAUCAUGGUUGUAAUCAAGCAUAGUCAAGGUUGGAAAAAUUAUUCUUUACUAUUUUGUACAUGAAAGAUAUAAAAGUUCCCUUAAAUAUAGUUUAUGAAAUACAUCGAUGAGAAUACAUGCAAUCUUCACGUAC